Messenger RNA from Rhodamnia argentea, 2303 nucleotides. Its product is annotated as probable inorganic phosphate transporter 1-9. Gene Ontology annotation, molecular function: transmembrane transporter activity. Gene Ontology annotation, cellular component: membrane. The transcript has 2 exons. Bases 273 to 1877 code for a protein of 534 amino acids. NCBI's taxonomy places the organism in Eukaryota, Viridiplantae, Streptophyta, Magnoliopsida, Myrtales, Myrtaceae. Gene Ontology annotation, biological process: transmembrane transport. The record is from RefSeq and is a predicted model, not a curated record.
AAACAACGAUGAGGAAGCGACCAGAUUCGCAUAUGUAGCGGAAUCCUAUACUAUUCCGCGCAACCUCGCCAGGCAUCCGCCAAUCCCCUCCGUCCUCCUCCUUCCUCGUCUCGUCUUCGCUUCCAUCACCAUCACGAAAUUGCUCCGCACCCUCCGAUUCACUGACUUCCACCCAUCUCGCUCGCACUAUAUCACCGACCCAUCGUCAUCCCCUUCUCUCUCUCUCUCUCUCUCGCUCUGUAGCUAAAGAAUUGAACCCUUGCGAUACGACGAUGGCGUUGAAAGUCCUCUCCGCCCUCGACGCCGCCAGGACCCAGUACUACCACUUCAAGGCCAUCGUCAUCGCCGGCAUGGGCCUCUUCACCGACGCCUACGACCUCUUCUGCCUCCCCCCCAUCAUGCGCCUCCUCGGCCGCAUUUACUACCCCAACGACGACGCCGACCGGCUCAGCUUCCCCGCCGCCGUCACCUCCGCCAUGGUCGCCAUCGCCCUCCUCGGCACCGUCAUCGGCCAGCUCCUUUUCGGCCGCCUCGGCGACCUGAUCGGGCGGCGGCGCGUCUACGGCCUCGCCCUGCUCCUCAUGGUGGUUGGGUCCGUCGGGUGCGGGUUCUCCAUAUGCACCACGCGCGGGUGCGUGCUGGGCAGCCUCGUGCUCUUCCGCUUCGUGCUCGGGGUGGGGAUCGGCGGGGACUACCCUCUCUCGGCCACCAUCAUGUCCGAGUUCGCGAACAAGCGGACGCGCGGCGCGUUCAUCGCGGCGGUCUUCUCGAUGCAGGGGCUCGGCAUCCUGGCGAGCUCGGUGGUGACGAUGGUGGUGUGCAAGGCGUUCGACCGGGCGUCGGGGCACGUGUCGCCCACUCACCCGACGCCUCAUGAGGCCGACAUCGCGUGGCGGGUGAUACUGAUGCUCGGCGCUGUCCCGGCGGCGCUGACGUUUUACUGGCGGAUGACGAUGCCCGAAACUGCCAGAUACACAGCUCUAGUUGAACAAAAUGUGCUCCAAGCAGCCAUGGACAUGGAGAAAGUGCUGGACGUGUCGCUCAGACAAAUCGUGGAGGAUCAGCCCCUCCUCUCGACCCCGCCGCCCUCCUACCCGCUCUUCUCCAGGCAGUUCCUCCACCGCCACGGCCGCGACCUCUUCUCGUGCGCGUGCACGUGGUUCCUCUUGGACGUCGUCUUCUACAGCAGCAAUCUCUUUCAAUCUCAGAUCUACAAUCACUUCCUCCACACUCGGAAGCUCAACGCCUACAAUGAGGCCUUCGAAGUCGCGAAGCUCCAGGCCAUUGUCGCCGCCAGCUCGACGAUCCCGGGCUAUUGGGCCACCGUGUACUUCAUCGACCGGGUCGGGCGGGUGAAGCUCCAAAUGAUGGGGUUCCUUGGCAUGGCCAUAGUCUACAUCGCCAUCGGCAUCCCUUACUAUGCUUAUUGGAACAAGCACACCAACAACGGCUUCAUGGUCCUAUACGGGCUCACCUUCUUCUUCGCCAACUUCGGGCCCAACACGACCACGUUCAUCGUGCCGGCCGAGCUCUUCCCUGCGAGGUUCCGAUCCACGUGCCACGGAAUCUCGGGGGCAGCCGGGAAGGUCGGGGCGAUUAUCGGGUCGAUAGGGUUCCUGUGGGCGUCGCACAAUAGGAAGGAGGGCGGGUACCCGAAGGCGAUCGGGAUGACCGCAUCACUGAUAAUUUUGGGCGGGAUUUGUGUGGUGGGGAUGGCGGUGACCUACUUGUUCACCAGAGAAACCGCAGGGAGAUCAUUGGAAGAGAAUGAGAAGGAGGAGGAGGAUGGUGAGGUGAUGGGUCAACAGUUGAGAUGUUUCGGAGACAAUGGUCUUAGGUCGCGUUCGAAUUCUAGGAAUGGAGUUGAUGCUGCAUGACACUCAAUCUCUCUCUCUCUCUCUCUCUCUCCGAGAAGCAUCGAAUCAAAUUCAAAGCACACACACGUACACGGCGUCUGUACAUAGUAAUUAGGUCAGAAAAAUUCCAGUGUCAUACGUGUUUAUUUAGUGUGCUAACAGUCAGAAAUGUAAAUUUUGUACCCUUUCUUUUCUCUCAUCUUCAGUUGUAUUCAAAGAAAGAUCGACCUUGUUGUAGAAGAGUGAGUACUUACACGGAAAAGGAAGAUUUCAUCACAAGCAAAGUACUCUCGAUUAAUUUCUUCUGCGGUCUCGUGUAUGGAUUUUAUGUGUAUAAGAAACAAUCGAAUCAUCAUCGAACAUGAUCAUUCCGACACGGGCAACACAACCGGUCUAAAUACAGCACAAAACAAGCAUAGGAAAAUGAAAUUUUCAGGACAUUAAAAA